This is a messenger RNA of Carassius carassius (crucian carp), 2740 nucleotides long. It is a transcript of the gene abcb6b, whose product is annotated as ATP-binding cassette, sub-family B (MDR/TAP), member 6b. The record is from RefSeq and is a predicted model, not a curated record. The coding region runs from base 375 to 2339 and encodes 654 amino acids. Gene Ontology annotation, cellular component: membrane. Lineage: Eukaryota; Metazoa; Chordata; Actinopteri; Cypriniformes; Cyprinidae. Gene Ontology annotation, molecular function: ATP hydrolysis activity; ABC-type heme transporter activity; heme binding. Gene Ontology annotation, biological process: heme transport; transmembrane transport. The transcript has 18 exons.
CCCUGGAGGAAUCUCAUUUUAAAAACUGCUAGCGAGCAACAAUUUUGCUGCACGAAAACUAUUCUUUCACAACGGCUCUGACAACACCUAACAGAGGGAAACAAGUCUUUUCAGUGUUUAAAGGCGUCAGCGUUUUCAUUUAACAUCUGAGCCACAUGACCACAAGUCUAUCAGUCAUGUGAAUGCUGCCCAUAUGACACGCAGCGUUUCCCCUUCAGCUGAACACAGACGCUCGGUAUAAUCAUUAGAAAACUGCAUUCGCGCACACACAUGCACUUAAAACCUUGCAAGUCCGUUGAAUGCAGUACACGUCGAUGGAAUAAUGCAUCCAGACUGUAUUUUCGACAGCCUAUUUUUUCAUACGAAGUCAAACAAUGGCAAACAAGUACUCUAAAAGACACACGAAACGAAACGCACUGGGAAAUGAAAGUGAGCAAGCAUCCCUUGCACUGACCGUAGAGAAGCAUCAAAGACCAGGCCAAGUGGAGGUGGUCUCUAGGUCAGCAUGGCAGGGCUUCAGGAGGAAAGUGUGUCUGCUGGUGCCAUACAUGUGGCCAAGGGGAAGUGUGGGCUUGCAGGCUCUGGUGGUUCUGUGUGUUGGGCUGCUGGGUCUUGAGCGGGUCAUCAAUGUGUUUGUACCCAUUUACAGCAGGAAUAUAGUGAACCAGCUGUCAGCGAUGGAGAGCUGGAGAACCCUGGCCAUCACGGUCUGUGUUUACGUCCUCCUUAAGUUCUUGCAGGGCGGAGGGGUAGGGACAUCAGGGUUUGUCAGUAACUUGCGCAGCUUCCUGUGGACUUAUGUCCAGCAGUACACCAGCCGUGUGGUGCAGGUUCGUCUUUUCACGCACCUGCAUGACCUCUCUCUACGCUGGCACCUGGGCCGCCGCACCGGAGAUGUCCUGCGCAGCAUUGACCGUGGAACCUCCUCGGUCAACAACUUGUUAAGCUAUGUUGUGUUCAGCAUUGUACCCACUAUUGCUGACAUCAUCAUUGCCAUCAUCUAUUUCGUGACGUACUUCAGUGCCUGGUUCGGCCUCAUUGUAUUAAUUUGCAUGUUUCUCUACCUCACUAUCACAAUCAUUAUCACUGAAUGGAGGACCAAGUACAGGCGGGAAAUGAACACACAGGACAACAUUGCCAAGUCAAAAGCAGUAGACUCCCUUCUCAACUUUGAAACUGUAAAGUACUAUAAUUCAGAGGCUUUUGAAGUCAGGCGCUUUGAGGAUGCUAUCCUGAAAUAUCAGGCAUGUGAAUGGAAGACCAAUGCUUCCUUGGCUCUCCUGAACCAAACUCAGAACCUGAUUAUUGGAUUGGGCCUGUUGGCCGGAUCCCUGUUUUGUGCAUACUAUGUUACAGUGGACAAGUUUCAAGUUGGUGACUAUGUUCUUUUUGGAACCUACAUUAUUCAGCUCUACACUCCACUCAACUGGUUUGGUACAUAUUAUAGAAUGAUCCAAAGUGCAUUUGUUGACAUGGAGAGCAUGUUUGAUCUGCUAACAGAGGAAAAAGAGGUAAAGGAUGAUGUGAAUGCAGGAGACCUGUUGUUCACAGAAGGAAGGGUUGAUUUCCAGAACGUGUGCUUUAGUUACAUUGCUGGGAAAGAAAUUCUCAGUGAAGUCUCAUUCACAGUGAUGCCUGGUCAGACAGUUGCACUGGUUGGUCCAUCCGGAUCAGGAAAAAGCACCAUCAUCCGUUUGCUUUUCCGUUUUUAUGACGUGCAGGGUGGCUGCAUCCUCAUUGAUGGUCAGGACAUCUCUAAGGUAAAACAGAACUCUCUCCGAUCCUACAUUGGUGUAGUUCCUCAGGACACUGUUCUUUUCAAUGAUAACAUCCGUGAAAACAUUCGCUAUGGACGCAUCUCUGCAAGUGACCAAGAAGUAGAAGAGGCUGCAGUGGCUGCUGAUAUCCACCAUAAGAUACUAUCCUUUCCAGACGGAUAUGGUACUGAGGUGGGUGAAAGGGGUCUGAAGUUGAGCGGAGGGGAGAAACAGAGAGUGGCCAUCGCUCGCACAAUCCUAAAAUCCCCUCGCAUUAUUUUGCUUGAUGAAGCUACAUCUGCUUUGGACAGUCAAACAGAGCGUAACAUUCAGGCUUCUCUCGCUAAGGUGUGUGCCAACCACACCACUCUGGUUGUGGCACACAGGUUAUCCACCAUCAUCAAGGCCGAUCAGAUUCUGGUUCUUCAUGAUGGGCGGAUUGCAGAACAAGGAAGGCAUGAGGAGCUGCUGGCCAUGGGGGGACUGUACGCAGCCAUGUGGUUAAAACAGCAGCAGACCCCAGAGUCAGAGGUCUCUACAGAUGAACAGCCGCAGAAGCCACAGCUGAUGGAGCAGCGAUGAUGAUGAUGAAUGGUGAUGGGUGAAAUCAAUCAGGAAAAUGGUAAAAGAGUUCAUCUCAGACACAGGGGCACCAGACUGCACAAAAGUAAUAAACUACGAAGAGUGUUUCUCAGGGAAGGGUGUCAGGGUUAGCUCACCCUAAAAUGAAAAUUGUCCUCAUUUACUCAUUACCCUCAUUUUGUUCCAAAUUUUGUGACUUUUUUUCUUAUGUGCUUUGAUUUUGAGUGUUGGCAACCAGUGGUUCCCAUUGACUUUUAUUGCGUGUACAUGAACACUGUUACAUUGUUUUCUUUUUAUUACAUGUAACACUUUUGUUUACAUUUCUGUCCAUCACUGUAAACUGAGGAGAUAUGUGGAGGAACCUCAGUACCUCAAUACAGAUGGGAAUUGUAGAUAACAUG